Messenger RNA from Periophthalmus magnuspinnatus, 3138 nucleotides. RefSeq names its product NLR family CARD domain-containing protein 3-like. The transcript is spliced from 9 exons. Gene Ontology annotation, molecular function: protein binding. The record is from RefSeq and is a predicted model, not a curated record. The coding region runs from base 1 to 3024 and encodes 1007 amino acids. NCBI's taxonomy places the organism in Eukaryota, Metazoa, Chordata, Actinopteri, Gobiiformes, Gobiidae.
AUGGAGCCAUCAUCAGCCUGCAGUGAUUCAGUGGACAGAGAAUCAGAAGCGAAAUCCAACUCCAGCAUCAUCUCUCCGUCCGUGUUUGGGUCCCACAUCGAGAACUUUAACAUCAGCGUCAACACUAGAGAGGAACAGUGUCGGAAUAAUAAUAAUGAGGAACUGAAAGAGGAUCUAAACGCUGAAAGUUUGUCGACUGAAGAAUGCCGACAGACGCUCAAAUCUUCCCUUAAGAAAAAGUUCAGUUACUUACAUGAAGGUCUCAGCAGCGACUCCAGCAAAGUGUCGCUCAACAGCAUCUACACGGAGCUGUACGUCACUGAAGGAGGAAGAGGAAACAUCAACCAGGAGCACGAAGUCCGCCAAAUCGAAGCCCUAACCAAAUCCGACAUGACCGACGAAAAAUCCAUUCACUACAAUAAUCUCUUUGAAGCACGGGAACUCUCGGUACGAUCGGUGCUUACAAGAGGAGUCGCAGGAAUUGGAAAAACCAUAGCUACAAGUAAAUUUACAUUGGAUUGGGCUGAAGAUAAGGCGAAUUCAGACAUUGAUUUUGUUUUUCCGCUUUGCUUUCGUGAACUGAAUUUGAUGAAAGAUAAAAAAUUAAGUCUCGAGGAACUGAUGAGUGUGUUUUUUCCCGAAAUUAAAGAUUUGGGAAUUCUCAGGAACAGUAAAUGGCAGACGCUGAUCAUUUUGGACGGUUUGGAUGAAAGCAGGAUAGACUUGGACUUCCAGAACUGCGAGAUAAUGCCUGACGUGAGCCAAGCGACCUUUUUGGGAACACUUUUGGUCAAUCUCAUCCGGGGACGGUUGCUUCCCACGUGUCGACUUUGGAUAACUUCCCGGCCGGCCGCUUCCAGCCAAAUUCCUGGAGAGUGCGUUGACUUGGUGACGGAAGUCCGAGGUUUCAAUAAUCCCCAAAAAGAUGAGUAUUUUCGGCGUAAAUUCGCAAAUGAAACGAUUGCAAAUAAGAUAAUUUUGCACAUCAAGUCUUGCAGAAGUCUUUAUAUCAUGUGUCAUAUUCCUAUAUUUUGCUGGUUGGCGGCAAAAGUUUUGGAAAAAAAUGAUGAUAAAAACUUGCCGAAAACAGUAACGCAAAUGUACGUUCACUUUUUGGCUUUGUUCAUCGCUAACAUGAAGCAGCGGCUGCAGAAUAGUAAAGUUGACAUCAUCGAAUACACGUGCCCUAACUUGAUCGCGUUGGGUAAGCUAGCGUUCAGAGGACUGGAGAAAGGUAACUUGGUCUUCUACAAAAGCGAUCUCAGGAUAAACGGAAUCGGCGCAGAACAAGAAUCGAUCUUUUCUGGAAUCUACACUGAAAUCUUCAACGAGGAAACGGCGGUUUGUGGCGAAAAGGUGUUUAGCUUCAUUCACCUCAGCGUCCAAGAAUUUUUCGCAGCUUUGUUUGUUUUUCUCACGUUCCACAACGAAAACGACAACGUGCUAAUCAAAAAGUCAUCAGCUACGAGACGGUUUCUACGUCGGGAAUCUUCCGAACUCAACCUCUACAAAGCCGCCAUUGAACGAGCGCUGCAGUGCGUCAACGGGCACUACGAUAUGUUUUUGCGAUUUUUACUCGGACUAUCUCAAGAAACGAACCACCAUUUGAUGAAAAGAAUACUCAUGAACAAAAACAGGUCCAACGCAAAAACAAAGGAGAUCAUUGGUUAUAUUAAAGAGAAGAUCAAGAUGGCGCCACCUCCUGACAGAUGUUUGAAUUUGUUCCACUGUCUGAAUGAACUGAACGACAGGUCUCUGGUGGAGGAGAUCCAGAGUUUCGUUAAGGCGGGUCCACUGAAGGCGGCGGCUCUUACUCCGUCUCAGUGGGCGUCUCUGGUCUUUGUGCUGCUCACCUCCGAUGAAGAGCUGAAGACGUUUGAAUUGGGGAACUACGCCAGGUCUGAGGAGGGACUUCUGAGGAUGCUGCCGGUCAUCAAAGCAGCGCAGAUAGUUAACCUGAGUGGGUGUGGCCUGUGCGUGCGCUCUUGUCACGCCCUCUCCUCCGUCCUGAGCACCGCCACGAUCCAGGAAAUAGACCUGAGUUUGAACCUCAUCACGGACUCUGGAGUCGACAGCCUCUGCAGCUGCCUCCCACACAGCAGAGUGCACACACUCAGACUGCAGGGCUGUGGUGUGGGCGAGGCUGGUGCUGGUUCUCUCUCCUCUCUCCUGUCAUUGCCUCAGUGUUCACUCAAGUCUCUGGAUUUGUCGGAUAACGACUGUGGAGACGGAGGAGUGCAGCGUCUGAGUGAGGGCCUGUCCGCUCCACACUGCCCCCUGGAGGUGCUCAAGUUGUCUCUGUGUAGAGUGACGGAGCGCGGUUGUAUGUUCUUGGCCUCAGCUCUGAACGGCAGUGUCCUGACGGAGCUGGACCUGAGCUACAAUCACCCAGGACAGGGCGGAGUCCGGCUGCUGACCACUCUGAGGGACGACCCCCUGUGCAGCCUCAACAAACUCAGUGUUGAAAAAUGUGGAGAAUCUCGACUUGGACCAGGACCAAAGAAAUAUGCCGUUGAUCUCACUCUGGACCCAAACACCUCCCACAAAGAUCUUUCACUUUCAAACCAAAACCGAGCUGCCAAACGGGGGCUGAAUCCUGCCGGUCCCAACCCCAAAGAGAGGUUCGAUUUCUGGGCUCAAGUUUUGUGUGUCCAGGGCCUCAGGGGGCGGAGCUACUGGGAGACCGAGGUGGACGGCAGAGUCUGUGUGGGAGUGGCCUACAAACACAUGCACCGCAAAGGAGAGGGUACGGAGAGCCGUCUGGGACAAAAUGACCGGUCCUGGGGUCUCAACUGCAACAGGGACGGGUUUAAGGCGGUUCACAGAGGGGUGGUGACGCCUGUGCCCGUCCCGCUGAACAACAGAAUUGGGAUAUUUUUGGACUUUUGUGAAGGAAAAUUGUCCUACUUCAGCGUUCUUGAAGGGGAACUCCGGCAUAUUUUUACUUUUAAGGCAAACUUCACAGACCCGGUCUAUCCCGCGUUUCAUCUGGCCUGGGUUGGGUCGAGCGUUCAGUUGUGCUAAAGGUCAAAGGGCACACGGCAGGUUUUUGUUUUUCUAAUUCUGACUUGGUUUGGUGGCCUGUUUUACACUGGAAUUUUUAAAACAAAUAGUUAAAAUUUACAGGAAAACUGAAUC